Aspergillus nidulans FGSC A4 is the source of this 1707-nucleotide messenger RNA. RefSeq lists its product as uncharacterized. Lineage: Eukaryota; Fungi; Ascomycota; Eurotiomycetes; Eurotiales; Aspergillaceae. Gene Ontology annotation, cellular component: membrane. The record is from RefSeq and is a predicted model, not a curated record. The coding region runs from base 1 to 1707 and encodes 568 amino acids. Gene Ontology annotation, molecular function: transmembrane transporter activity. Gene Ontology annotation, biological process: basic amino acid transmembrane transport; transmembrane transport. The transcript is spliced from 8 exons.
AUGACUGUGUCCGAAGAGUCGUCCUUGCUGGGCCCUGCAAGGGAUGAAGAAACGGGCGAGCACUCCAAUUCAAGGGAAGGAUCUGACAGCCUUGUCAUCUAUGCCGCAUUUCUAGGUAAUCAGACUCAGUCCUCUUUAGGGAAAGCUGGUUCACCAUCCACAGGGGUCUUCAUUGCAAGCGCCGAUGAGUUGCUCGUCAUCUCCACCUACAGCGCAAUCGCAUCGCAGUUCCACCGUCUGUCCGAAGGGUCGUGGCUCUUGCUCGCAUAUAACUUUGGGUACUGCAUCUCGCUGCCAGUGUUCAGCAACCUAGGAGACCGAUAUGGUCGCAAACGGGUUCUGGUCGGCUCCUCUUUAGUUUUUGCAGUUAGCUGCCUUGCCUGUGGUGCGAGUUUGUCCAUCCUGCAACUCGUCCUGUCAAGGGUCCUGGCUGGGACCAGCGGCGCAGGUAUCCUAGUCAUGGCCUCGGUCAUUAUCACUGGUAGUUUACUUUGCGUGCUCUACCUGCAGAGUUUGGGAAGCUUACAGUUGGCAUUAGACAUGACUCCCGUGGACGAGGUCGCGCUGUACCGUGGCUAUCAAAAUGUGGUCAAUAUCGCCGGACGCAGCCUUGGGGGUCCCAUUGGAGGGUUUCUGGCUGACACUGUUGGAUGGCGAUGGUCAUUCUUCGGCCAGGUACCGAUCGUCAUUUGCUGCGCGCUCUUCUGCGUUUACCGGCUACCUUCUUAUCUCAACGAGACAGAGGCGAAAGGCGAGUCUGCAGAAGAGCCAGCACCUGCCAGCGGACCCUCAGGUAUCCGCGAUCUAGACUUUGCAGGUCUCUUCACAUUCGCCGGGACAGUUCUCCUCCUACUCUUCCUCCUCCGCGCACUAGGAGCCCAGAAUAAAGGCAUGUUCUUCCAGACAUCUUUGCUUGCAUUCGCCUUCAUAAGCGGCUGCACAAUUUUUAUCGUUAUCGAGCUAUUCUGGGCGGCAAACCCACUGGUUCCAAUGCGCCUCUUUUCAAAACCGAUAGGCGUCUACUUUCUUUGCCAGACUUUAUUAAUGGCUGGUCGGUUUUCCUACCGUAUUCUCAAGCGUACCCAAAAUACAAGCGACUUUGUCGCAUCUCUCGCACUCGUAAUUAGUGCCCUCGGUGUAGCCGUCGGCGGCGUCGUCUGCGGACUGGUUAUCAAACGCACGAAACGCAGCAAAUCCAUAACUCUCUUCGCCCUGGCACUAAACCUCCUUUCGCAUACGCUCAUAUUCUUUCGAUGGCGCCGGAGUCACGGGGAAACUCCUUGGCAGCAUAUGCAGGACGGCGUCUACCUCUUCGUCACGGGUAUGGCACCAGGCAUGCUGUUCCCAGCAUUAUUCACUGCAAUGGCCUCUGUCGCACCGGAGGGGGAACUACACAGUUGUAUCGGGACGUACUAUCUCUUUCAGCAGCUGGGAAUUAUUAUUGGACCUGCAGCUGGGGCGGCGGUUAGCCAGCCUAUUUUUGAAAAAGGGCUGUGGAGGGCGCUGCAUGGCGUCGAGGAGAAGAGGAUGAUCAUCAAUCGGAUCCUGAACGAUGUUCGAUACGCGAACAGUCUUCCAGUAUCGCUACAAACAUUCGUGAGAGAUUGCUAUCUUGCGAGCUUCCAGUAUCUACCGCUAUUUCCGGUCGUCGCUACGGCAAUUAUGUUUCCAUUCCUGUUUGUCCUCAAGGAGCCGAGAAUCGCAUGA